AAGAAAUAGUGUUAAUUGUUAAUGAAGAGAAUAUUCAUUAGUUUUGUUUUAACGUUCAUAGCUAGUAUACCAUGAUCACACUCAGCAAUCAACACAAAAUACAAUUCAUUAUCUGUGCAUUCAUAAGGUUAUCUGAUAUUUAGACUAAAAACCAUGAACAUUAGUGAAUGUUCAUACAAAAAACACUGCCAGUUAAAAGUGAGGUUCUUGGCAUAAACAAUAGCAGUUUAAUGUAACAUGUUUUUAAAUAAAAAUUUUAAAUUAAUUUAAUAAGUUUAUUUGAUUAUACAUAGUCCAAUUUUUUUUAAAUUAUUUAUAUCAUAUUUAUUAGUACAACAAUUAGAUCAAUUAAAUACUUGCAGUUAUUAUUUUGAUUAAAAAUGUUGUCAUAUAUAACUAAAAUUGGAAUAUGGUUGUGUGUACUAGUUUCCUGCAAAAUUACACUGGCACUUAAUAAUGGAUUAGCUUUAACACCCCCAAUGGGUUGGCUUGCUUGGCAACGAUUCAGGUGUACUAUAGAUUGUGAUACUUUUCCAGACGAAUGUGUCAGUGAACAAUUGUUUAUGACUACAGCUGAUUUGUUAGUAAGUGAAGGGUAUGAUAAAGUUGGAUACAAAUAUGUUGUAAUUGAUGAUUGUUGGAUGAUGCACAAUCGAACAGCAGAUGGAAAAUUACAAGCUGAUGAAAAACGAUUUCCACAUGGAAUUAAAGCUCUUGCUGAUUAUGUCCAUUCAAAAGGGUUAAAAUUUGGAAUUUAUGAAAGUGUUGGAACAAAAUCUUGUGAAGGAUAUGCUGGUAUCAAAGGUUACGAAAAAAUUGAUGCUCAGACAUUUGCAGAAUGGGGAGUUGAUUAUGUGAAACUAGAUGGAUGCUACACAGAUGAACGAAAUAUGGACACAAAUUUUCCACAGUUUGGAAAAUAUUUGAAUGAAACAGGAAGACCAAUGAUUUACUCUUGUUGUUGGCCAUUUUAUCAAGAAGGUAAAGGAAUGCAGGUUAACUAUACACUAGUAUCUCAAUCCUGUAAUUUAUGGAGAAACUAUGGGGAUAUACAAGAAUCGUAUGCUUCUUUAUUUGAUGUACUUGAUAAUUUUGCGGUGAAACAAGAUAUUUGGGCUCAAUAUGCAGGUCCAGGACAAUGGAAUGACCCAGAUAUGUUAUUGAUUGGAAAUUUUGCAUUGAGUCACGAGCAAAGCCAAACACAAAUGGCUCUAUGGGCUAUAUUAGCUGCACCUUUAUUUAUGUCAAACAAAUUGUCCACUGUCCAACCAAAUUUCAAGAAAAUACUACAAAAUACUGAAGUAAUUGGAGUAAAUCAAGAUAAACUUGGCAUACAAGGCAAAAGGAUCUAUAAGGACCAAGGAAUUGAGAUAUGGACAAAACCAGUCGAACCAAAAGAGAUAGAACACUAUUCAUAUGCAAUUGCUUUUGUUAGUCGUCGGACAAUGGGAACACCAUUUUCAUACAAUAUUACAUUAAGUAAUUUAGGAUUAAAUAACCCAAAUGGAUACAAAAUAAAGAAUUUAUUUGACGAUAAUACUUCAGUAAAGGUUUUAAAACCAGAUUCACUACUUAAAGUUAAAGUAAACCCAUCAGGGGUGGUCUUAAUAAGAGCUAAUAUUAUUUCAAAAUAUGAUUACAUACAUGGUCCAUACUUUUGAUGACUUCUUCAAAACAGGUAUAUGAAUACCUGUAAUGGAACAGUGUACAUCAUAGAUAUGAGUUAAAUAGUUAGUAAAAUAAUCAAUAUUACCUACUAGUAAGUAAUAAGAAAAUCUAUAAAUUGGAAUAAAUAUUUUUAAACACAAAAAAAACUAUUAUUUUUUAAAUUAUUGACUUUUUAUACCUAUAUUAAACUGAACAUUUUGCAAUAAAAUUUUAAAUGAAUAACCAAAAUUGGUAGUGCAUAAUUAAUUUUUGUCAGGAACAAUUAAAUUCAGGAAAAUAUUUGUCAGGAAUGCUUUUGUGAUGGGAACUUAUGUUAACUGAAAAUCACUUCUUAGUUAAACUAAAUUCUGGAAAUUAUAUCUUAGAGGACAAUAAUUAUGUUUAAGAAUUUAAAAUUGAUGAAAAUGUAAAUUAGGAAAAUAAUACACAAGAAUUCAAAAUCAUAAAACCAGGAAAAUAUUACCCAAGAAAAUAAUCUACGAGAAUUUAAAUAUUAGGAAAUAUUUCAGGAUUGGAACGUAUAAUACAGUAUGAAACACGUAUUAUAGGUACGUAUAAAACGUAUAAAACGUACAGUAUAAAACAACUUAGUUUUAUACGUUUUAUACUGUAUAAAAGUUUUUUUUUUUCUGGAUUGAACAGCUCUUAUCAAGUUAUAAAUGUAUAGGUAAUAAUAAAUAUAAUUGUCAUAUUUUGUGAUAAUUUUUUUAAUUUGUUUAUAUUAGUUACUAAGUACCAUUUAGUUCAUCUUUAUUCUGUCUUAAUAAACUACAUUAAUAUUAAUUAUUAUUAUUUUAUAAUAAAAAAAGACAUUUGUGAUAAUUAAAUAAUUUGUUAUAUUAAUAAAAAUAUAUUUUUUUUUGUUAUAGGUAACUUAAAAUUACAAAAAAAGAAAUUUGUAUUGUUUUUAAUUGUAUUCUAAAUUUAAGAAAAUUAAGUAUUUCUUAGUCGUUAUUUAGUUUUAUACGUUUUAUAUGUGGGGUAUUAUACGUGUAACGUAUAAAACGUUUUAUACGCGUAUAUUACCAACCCUGAAAUAUUUACACGGGGAAGUAAUAUUCAGGAAUAAUGUAGAAUAUUUUCACGGUUUUGAAAUUCCUGUCUAUUAUUUUCCUGUGUAAAUAUUUUUCUGUUAUAUAAUUCCUAUAUAUUA
Acyrthosiphon pisum (pea aphid) is the source of this 2821-nucleotide messenger RNA. RefSeq names its product alpha-N-acetylgalactosaminidase. Bases 381 to 1661 code for a protein of 426 amino acids. The record is from RefSeq and is a predicted model, not a curated record. Gene Ontology annotation, biological process: glycoside catabolic process; oligosaccharide metabolic process. The transcript is spliced from 9 exons. Gene Ontology annotation, cellular component: cytoplasm. Gene Ontology annotation, molecular function: alpha-galactosidase activity. NCBI's taxonomy places the organism in Eukaryota, Metazoa, Arthropoda, Insecta, Hemiptera, Aphididae.